CCCCAAUACUCGCCUCACUUUCGGCGAACAAUUAUUAAAUAACCAGCGAUGUUUAGUGCAUCUCAUUUGACAGGUAUGUAGAGAUGAAUACCAAAUUGUUGAGUAGCUACCAAAGUUAUAAUACAAAUAUACCGAAAUUCCUACACGAAAGGCCACACACCAUCAUUAAGCAAUGUAUGGAAAGGUGAGAUGCAUCAUCCUGGCAACAUCCCACUUCAGCAUGUUGUUGUUGUAGAUCAGGAGAAAGGAGAUUUUACAGUCAGGAGUCAACAAGAUUCUGCCAAAUGCUACCGAGUCACGUUUGGCACUGAUACUGAUCCAGUACUGAUCCAAGAGUACUGUCAGUCAUUUGACCACAAUACAGAUGUUCUCGAUGACUUGACAUCAACAAGCCAACCAUUAACAGUCUUCAACGAUCUGCCACAAAAGAAGACAAACCACAGAACUGAAGCAGCCAGGAGUCGUGAAAUUUUGGGGCAAAUUAAGAACUUGACAUAUGUUGCAGAAGGCUGGCAAGAUGGUAAACUUCUUGAAAAGCUCAACAGGAAAUUGGAAACGUCUUACCAGUUCCUCAAAGAUUAUGCACCAAAGGAAAAUGGAAUCACCCUUGAGGUACCCCCGCCAAAGAGACUGGCUGUCAAAACCACUACACCAGUCAAUCAGCAUCCUAUCAAAUCAACAACAUACAAGCAAUUACCAACUGCGCCUAAGAAGAAACCUUAUUCAGGCUGAUGUCGUGCAAAGGCAAUGUCACUGAAGCGAAGUUACAUCUCAAGUUUACAAGAUAUUGAAGGAAAGCCAGCAAAGGUGUCAAGAGCACAGCUUAAUGUUUUAGUUGAUUGUAUUGUUGUAAACGAUAUCAUAGCUGACAAUAAAAUGGUGGAAUUAACAGUGACC
Molecule: messenger RNA, 897 nt
Organism: Paramuricea clavata
Lineage: Eukaryota; Metazoa; Cnidaria; Anthozoa; Malacalcyonacea; Plexauridae
Source: the annotation of a GenBank genome assembly